Messenger RNA from Asterias rubens (European starfish), 1193 nucleotides. RefSeq names its product proteasome subunit alpha type-5-like. NCBI's taxonomy places the organism in Eukaryota, Metazoa, Echinodermata, Asteroidea, Forcipulatida, Asteriidae. The record is from RefSeq and is a predicted model, not a curated record. Bases 115 to 840 code for a protein of 241 amino acids. The transcript is spliced from 9 exons. Gene Ontology annotation, cellular component: proteasome core complex, alpha-subunit complex; nucleus; proteasome core complex. Gene Ontology annotation, biological process: proteasome-mediated ubiquitin-dependent protein catabolic process.
UAUUAACUUCCGGCGUGUGUUCGCAAAAUUUGAAGGCUUUCUGUGCAUGGCAUUUUGCAUUGCAAAAAGGACAGAGAUAAUAAUAAGAGUUUGUGAUACAGAAAUAAAAACACCAUGUUUCAGACAAGAUCGGAAUAUGACAGGGGUGUGAACACAUUUUCACCAGAGGGAAGACUGUUUCAAGUCGAGUAUGCCAUUGAAGCUAUCAAGCUGGGCUCUACAGCAAUUGGUAUUCAGACAUCCGAAGGCUGCGUCCUGGCUGUGGAGAAGCGAGUUACAUCCCCCCUCAUGGAGGUGUCUAGCAUUGAGAAGAUCGUUGAAGUAGACAGUCACAUUGGGUGUGCUAUGAGCGGACUGAUCGCAGAUUCCAGGACGAUGAUCGACAGGGCCAGAGUAGAAGCACAGAGCCAUUGGUUUACCUAUAACGAGAAGAUGUCUGUGGAGGCAGUAACACAAGCCGUGUCUAAUCUAGCUAUGCAGUUUGGAGAUGAUGAUGCUGACAGUGGAGCAAUGAGUCGACCAUUUGGUGUUGCUUUGCUGUUUGCUGGUUGUGACGAGAAAGGGCCAAGAUUAUUUCACAUGGAUCCAUCAGGAACCUUCAUCCAAUACGAGGCUAAGGCUAUAGGGUCAGGAUCAGAAGGGGCGCAGUCACAACUGCAAGAGGUCUAUCAUAAGUCCAUGACACUGAAGGAAGCCUCCAAGGAGGCCCUUGUCAUACUCAAGCAAGUCAUGGAAGAAAAACUGAGCUCGACUAAUGUAGAGAUGGCCAACAUAACGAGAGAGAACUAUUUUGUCAUGUUCACCAAGGAAGAGAUUGAAGCCAUUGUUGCAGAGAUGUAGAUAGGUCCAGAUUGUUUGUUAAAGUUAAAUCUUCUUUUGUUAUUAUUUGAUGUCAAACCAUGUCCCCUUAAAGAAAAGUUUGUAAGUGGUUAACUAUAAGUGGUCCACACAGUCACCCCAUCUACUAGUCCACUGCCACUUUGUGAGGAACAUUACAGAGUUGAUUUUGCUAACAAACCAGACUCUGGCAAAGUAAGCACUUUACGUAAUCCAUAUGCACCAACUGAUAAGUGAUCGAUCAGCUAUCUGGGUCAUGCAAAAAUAGCGAAGAAUCAAUUACACAUUUUGCAUGACGUCUUAAAAAAAAAUUUAAAAAAAGGGAAUUUAGUUUUAUUUAUUUCUCAUCAAAGAAA